CUGCAAGUUUAGGGACCGGGAUGACACAAUCGAACAAGUUUGAGGACCUGAACAGUCGAUUUGUGAGUUUAGGGACCGGGAUAACACAGCGGUACAAGUUUAGGGACCGGUGAUGGACUUUACUCUAUUAUUAUCAUUAGUUGGUACUGAAUGUAUGUCUAUGUAAUUUGUAUAUGUUCAUAUUUAUUUAACUUUUAUGUAUCGUUGUCACCUUAUUAUCAUCGGGAUUUAAAUUUCAAUCUCCAUAAAUAUUACGCACACACAAAUGUGUAUAGUGAUGGAUGCGCGCACAUGCGUUCUGUAUAAAAAAAAUCUAUUAGACGUAUUAACUCAGUAUUGUCUUUUGAAAAUUACAUGAGUGAUAACCGAUUAAUCACUCUUUAACUAAGUAAUAUCAGCACUUAAUACCAAAUUCUUUUUUUUUACUGUCUAGUACUACCUCCGUUUCAGUUAUAAGACUUUAUAGCAUUACCCACAAUCAUAUAUAUGUUAAUGAAUCUAGGCAUACACAUAUGUCUAGAUUCAUUAAUAUAUAUAUAUAUAUAUAUGAAACGGAGGAAGUAGCAAAUAUUUGCUCAAAAUUACAACUAUUCAAUUAACGGUCAUCUCGAAAGUAGAAUUUGUGAAGAACUCUAGUGCACGUCCAUUACAUAGCUACUGCAGAAAAAAAUGUUAAUAUUAGUUCACCAUAUUUUCUUCGAUAUAAUAAUACUACACGUACGAAAAAAAAUAUUAACAUGGGAAACACACACGUUUCUGGCCCACCCCAUGCCAUUUACGCUUAGGCCCUUCACAGUGUGUUUGCGUGGUGAGUUUCUUUGUGCCGCCAGCUCAAAUGAAUGCCUACGUGGCGAGUAAUUGCGCAUCCCUGCAGAGCAUCUCACCUCCACGCAGGGAGAUGAGUUUUCUCGCUCUUCGUGAGUCCACACAUGGCCCACAAACGAAUCGUGCCUGCGUUGUUGGGGUCGAGCCUCCAUCUCGUCGUCUCCUCGCGCCACAUCGAAAAACCUAUUCCCAAAAUCACCCUCCCGGCCAUGGAUUGAUCCCUCCCAUGCCACCGAUUCCGUCACUCCCGCACAAACCUCGCCAUCCCCUUCGGAGAAACGCACGGAGGCCAACGGAGCACCGUCGAUGUGAGGUGGAUCCUCGACUUCGCCGCUGGCGGGCUAGAUGAUGACGACGACUUCCUCUUCCACGCCACGGAGGAGUUGGAGUGGAGCCACUACAAGGCCAAGCGUCGCGCUUCUGCCUCACCGCCGCCGCCAUGAGGCGGAUCCUCAACUUCGUCGCCGGUGGGCUGGAUGACGAUGACAACUUCCUCAUCCACACAGCGGAGGAAACGGAGUGGAGCCACUAUGAGGCCAAGCGUCGCACUUUCAUCCUGCCACCUCCGCCGUGAGGUGGAUCCUUGACUUCGCCAUCGACGGGCUGGACAACGACGGCAACUUCCUCUUCCACGCCCAGGAGACAGAGCGGAGCCAUGUGCGGAUGACGAGGAAGACGACGACGACUUCCUCUUCUUCGAGAAGUGGUGCAUUUGCGGCCGUGACGCCUGGUUGAGAGAGGCGAUGGCGAUAGGGAGGAGAGAGGCGAAGGAGAGGGAGCUCAGGCGGUGGGCAACAGGUUGAGGGAGGCGAUGCCGAUAGGGAAGAGAGAGGAGAAGGGUAGCUGGGGGAAUUAAUUUAUUGGGCUGGGGCACCUUCAUUGUCUUGGUCACCUGUAUUGUGAGCUUUGUAGUCUCGACACUAGCUCGCCCCAAUCAAAGCCAUGCAAAAGAAGUAACAUGCACUGUGGAGUUGAAUGGCCUUGGGCUGAUUUCGUGUGUCACAUAGGCUAGAGACACGCAUAGCGUGGCUUGCAUAGUUAUUGCUUAAAGGCAAGGUCUGUGGCUUCGCAGUUGCAAUCCUUUACUAUGUGCACGCCACCUACUUACCCUAAUCCCCUUAGCCCAUAUGCAUAUACUAUCUCCGUCUCUAAAUGAAGCUAUUUUUAGCACAGUGUCUUGUCUCAAAAUAAAGCUAUUUCUCCACCUACCUCCUAUCAACUAAUCACAACCAUUCUUCUUCAGCUGCUUUCUCUUUUCAACCAAUUAUGUAUUUUCUCCAAUUAUUCUCACGGUCUCAUCUACCUUCUUAAUACUCGUGUCAACCUAUAAAAUGUAUAUAUAUUUUGGGACGGGCGAAGUAUAAGGAAAGAAAAAUCUCCGUACGCUGUUGUCUGGUGACGAUCUCCAGUUAUCCACUGUAUAUAUAAAAGGAAAGUGAAGGAUGAGCUCCACCAUUCGGCAGCCUCAUCAUCAUGCGUCUUCUUGCUCGACAAGCACCUUAAUUAGAUCGUAAUCCCUCCAUUAAAAAAAAAAGGAGGGCAACCUAGGAGGGGUGUGACCCCUCCCCAACGAAUCUACACAAAUUGGUUUUUUUUAGGGAGGGAAUAGUUAUUAGUAGUCACAUCUGCCCAAAAAAAACUAUUUUUGAAAGACCUGAAUUUACAAAGAAAAACUCUGCAGCAAAUGAUUUCACAAUUGGAUCACAGAGAGAGAGAAUCUUGAGCUUUAUCCACUUGAGGAGAAAUGCACGGCGAAGUGCAGGGCAGCGACCAUCUCGUUGACGCUGGUAUAUAUUUUGGUACACCUACCAUUUUACACGCGGCACGUCCCACAAUCUCCGCCCUCCGUCUCAUGCGAGGCAAGGCCGCAGCUCCCCGCUCCAUCUAGGCCGUCCGUACAUACACGUGUCGGCCGAUCGUGCCACUCCGGACUUUCUCUCUCCCUCCUCUCCCCCGCUGGGUCAGGCUCCUCUACCUUCAAAAGGUCGGUAUGUAUAUGCCUUAGUCACUGACAUGUGGUCCCGACGAACCAUGGACCCACCUGUCAGUGACUAAAGGCAAGGUGCUUCGGAGGCGGCGGAGAGAGAUGAUCUCAAUCCCUCCGCGCUGCGCUGCGAUUAAAGCGGACGAGACGUGGCCACCUUCCUUCAUUCUCCUAGAAGCCAUCGCCUCGUCUCUCCGCUUCUCGCAAGCAAAACCCACAUCGCCCAUUCGCCCCCAUCCCAUUCUGCUCGCCGUGCUCGCUGAGCUCCAUGGAGAAGAAGGAUAAGGGAAGGCACCGCGGCCGCGACGGCGGAGGCGGAGGCGGCGGCGGCGGUGGUGGUGGUGGUGGUGGUGUGGAUCCCGCCGGUGGAGGGAGCGGAGGAGGAGGGCCGGGAAUGGGGCGGCGCGGGAGCGAUGCGCGUGGCCAGCAGGCGGAGGCGGCGGCCGCGGCAAUCAGCGGCAUCGCCACCCGCCUUGGCUUCGGGUGCACCAUCAAUGUCGGCGGCGGGAUGCCACCGCAGAUGGAGUUCCUGAUGGCGUGUACGGACGGCGACGUCGCGCGCCUCAAGGAGGUGGUUGAUAGCAUGGAUGAGGAUGAUCGGCAAUCGCUCACCUCUGUGAGGAUGGAGGGGUAUGAGCCACUGUUUGAGGCAGCAAGCUCGGGAAAAAUUGAUCUCUGCAAGUACUUGGUGGAGGAGCUUGGGUUCGAUGUCAAUGCCGAAGCUAAUCAUGAUUCCGGUAUGACACCUUUGUUUUGCGCUGUGUUGGAUGGACAAGAGAUUACUGUGAAGUAUUUUCUUGACAAAGGUGCUGAUCCGAAUAAGAAAGAUGCAGCAGGCUUUGCUCCUCUUCAUGAAGCUGCAAAAAAAGGGCACGUUGGAAUAGCACGACUGUUGUUAUCUAAAGGAGCUAGUGUUGAUGUAUCUUCUUCUGAAGGGACACCUCUUCAUGUUGCUGCCUCUAAUGGAAAAUCUAGCACUGUGCAGAUUUUAUUAGAGCACCGCGCAAAUCCAAACGUGAUAUUACCAGAUUGUUAUACACCAUUGACCGCAGUUCUUUCUGCCACUCCUGAAAUAGUGAAUGAAUCUGAGUGUUUGAAGUGCAUGAAACUCCUUGUGAAGGCUGGUGCUAUUUAUAAUCUUGCAACUCCUGAUACUCCAUUGAAGAUAGCAACUAGAAAUGGCUUAACUGAGUGUGUUGCAUACUUGCUGGAGAUCACCACAGUUAAACUAAGUGAACAUGACAAAGGAAGUGAUGGAGACAGAAAAUCUAAGCUGAAAUUACAUGGUGGAAAAGCAUUUGAGGAGGGGGACUAUGCUGGUGCAAUCAUAUUUUACACCGAGGCAAUGAAACUUGAUCCUGCAGAUGCCACACUGUAUUCAAACAGGAGCCUUUGCCAUCUGAGAAGUGGUGCAGCGCAGGAGGCUUUGCUGGAUGCUAAUGAUUGCAUAAAACUCAAGCCAGAGUGGACUAAAGGUCACUAUCGCAAAGGAUGUGCCCACAUGGCACUCAAGGAAUACGAAGAAGCUUGUACUGCAUUCAUGGCUGGAACAAAGCUCAAUCCUUUAAACGAUGAAAUGCAGGAUGCAUUUUGGGAGGCAGCUAAAGGAAUGAUGUAUGAACAUAUGGCUGGAAAGCGCGUCAGCUCGGUUGAUUAGAGGUCAUCGGCGUGUUCGUGCUCUGUUCUGUUUCUUUUGGACCCGAAUGUCAGCUUGGAUGGUUUAAUUUCGUGUUAGUACUUGUGUCUAUAUGAUGUUUCUCGUUGGUUAAGGACACAGCGAAUUGGUGGUGGAACAAGGGCUCGAUUCCGCGUGGAACCGAUGUUUUCACAUAACAUUUCUUGAAACUGUACUUAACGUUACCUGUUUGCAUGAGCGUGUUCUUUGAUGAUUGUA
Molecule: messenger RNA, 4703 nt
Organism: Oryza sativa Japonica Group (Japanese rice)
Lineage: Eukaryota; Viridiplantae; Streptophyta; Magnoliopsida; Poales; Poaceae
Molecular function (GO): protein binding
Source: RefSeq, a predicted model, not a curated record